AACUGGGAUACAUUCGGGUUCGAGUGCUGGGUGCCUUCUCUAGGAUAAAACAUACACCACCUCUUAACUGACAGCUCCACGAGAUUUUUGAUAUCUUCAUAUAAACAUUCCGCCUUCUUAAGCUCCAUUUCUGAAGGAUUCUGUCCAGUUGAAUGCAUGCAGGGUAUGACGACUAAUUUUAAAGCAAGCAAAGCUUUAAAGGUUAAGAAGGAGGCGGGGGAGAAUGCUCCGGCCCUCAGCGAUGACGAGCUGGUGGCCAUGUCAGUACGCGAGCUCAACCAGCACCUGCGCGGGCUGACCAAGGAGGACGUGGUGCGGCUGAAGCAGCGACGGCGCACGCUGAAGAACCGCGGCUACGCCGCCAGCUGCCGCAUCAAGCGCGUCACGCAGAAGGAGGAGCUGGAGAGGCAGAAGACGGAGCUGCAGCAGGAGGUGGACAAGCUGGCCCGCGAGAACGCCAGCAUGAAGCUGGAGCUGGACGCCCUGCGGGCCAAGUACGAGGCCCUGCAGUGCUUCGCCCGGACUGUCACCUGUGGGCCGCUCGCCUCCGGCAAAGUGGCCACCACCAGUGUCAUCACCAUCGUCAAGUCUGCCAGUCACAGCCCCAGCUCCGCCCCUUUCUCCGCCCCUUCCUAGUGCUGUCAAGGCAGGACUCGCUGCAAAGCAGGCAGGCCCGCCCCCUGUCCAGCCCCACCCCGAAAUGAGAGGGAGCUCAGAGAUUGAGGCUGUGUUGGGGGGGCGGUUCUGUCCCACAGUCCUGUGUUGAGGCUGAUUCUGCCAUGACCUGAGCUCACCACCCCCUCUCCUGUAUACUCUACAUUGUCUGUGCACUGUGCGACAUCCCCAGCACCGGCAGGGCAAAGCUGUUUAUUUCUCAUGACCUUCCAACCCAAACAGAGACUUUGCAGAGUCGAGCACUUACUAAAGUGUGCACAAAUAUGUUGCAUGAUCCGAGGCAACCGCACUGGUCUGAGACAGGUCUGAUACUUGUGAUAUCUAAUCUUUACUUAAGACAUGAAAAUAAUAUAUAUUGUUAAACAAAUAAAAUAUUGUAAUUCUGAUAAUACUUGUGACAGUAAUACUAUUGACAAGAGUAAUUUAAAUACAAAACAGCACUAUGCUGUUGUGGAAAUCUACAAUUAAGUUGCUCAUAUGGGAAAAAAAAAAACGCUAACCUGAACUUAAGCACCCCAUGCUGACAGCAUACUUAAAUGAGACACACCAACAAGGCACUGCAGGGCCCUUAUUGUUUGGAGUGUUAACGCUGAUCUCAACAGAGCUCAUUA
Messenger RNA from Megalops cyprinoides (Indo-Pacific tarpon), 1286 nucleotides. RefSeq names its product transcription factor MafK-like. The coding region runs from base 157 to 636 and encodes 159 amino acids. The transcript has 3 exons. Gene Ontology annotation, biological process: regulation of transcription by RNA polymerase II. NCBI's taxonomy places the organism in Eukaryota, Metazoa, Chordata, Actinopteri, Elopiformes, Megalopidae. Gene Ontology annotation, cellular component: nucleus. Gene Ontology annotation, molecular function: RNA polymerase II cis-regulatory region sequence-specific DNA binding; DNA-binding transcription factor activity, RNA polymerase II-specific. The record is from RefSeq and is a predicted model, not a curated record.